Molecule: messenger RNA, 1806 nt
Organism: Aspergillus mulundensis
Lineage: Eukaryota; Fungi; Ascomycota; Eurotiomycetes; Eurotiales; Aspergillaceae
Product: FAD-binding oxidoreductase
Exons: 8
Coding region: 1-1806 (601 amino acids)
Molecular function (GO): FAD binding
Source: RefSeq, a predicted model, not a curated record
AUGGAACGUAAGCCACCCCAACUUCACGAAGAUGAUGUCUUCGUUCAACUUUCUCUCGCCGGACUGCCAAUGAUGGGGUUUCGAAGAGCGCGCAGGCAGGUAUACCAGAGAAAAAAGCUUUGYGAUGGUGGUUGUGAAGUGUCUGCCCGAGCUGCCCAAAACAACCCACCCCCUAGCCUGCUAGAGGCUUGCAGCGACCUUGUGUACCAGAUCACCGAUGAGACAGCCUGGGCUUCCACCUCUUACUUCCGAGCAAUCAAGGUCUCCAAUACCAAUCUGGCUUUUCAGCCGCCGACGCUUUUCCCGUCGCGUAGUCAGGAGCGGACCGGUCGGAUUACUGACUUUGCUGUUAGCCUAGUGCCAAAUAUCACAGCUUGGCUCCUCUGGGACCUCGAGCUUUGCGGCACAUCUUCAGAUAGCAUGGCUACCCAUCUUCUUUCUCUCCUUCCUUCUCUCCGGGAUCUUGUGUCAUCGGAUUGCCAGAUCCUGCAAGACCCGCAUGACCCCGAGUUCCAGGACCGGCUGGAGCGCUGGUCGAAUAUCAACCUCCAGACUCCUGGUGCGAUUGUCCUCCCUCGUUCGGAGGAGGACUGUGUGAGGACUGUGCAAUGGACGCUCGCAUCAUCGGUUCCGUUUGUCCCAAAGUCAGGCGGCCAUAGUCGAUGGUCGACCAUCGGGCAAGAAGGCAUCAUCAUCGACCUCAGCCUGUACGCGGACAUCCAUGUUAACCCGGGAAACAGCACUGCGACGCUGAUCGGAGGCGUGCUGAACAAAGAGGUCGCAGUGCGUCUAGCGGAGUCGGGGCUCUUUACAGCCCUCGGAAACGGCAACACCGUCGGGGCAAUCCCCUACUUCCUCAACGGCGGCGCAUCGAGCCUCUCCUCCCUGGUCGGCUUCGGCGCAGACCAGAUCCUCUCCGCCCGGCUGAUCACCGCGUCCGGAGAACUGAUUGAUGUCUCUGAACGCACACAUCCCGAUCUCCUCUGGGCCAUCCGAGGCGCGGGCCAGUUCUUCGGGCUCGUCACGCAGCUCGUUGUCCGCGCGCACCCGGUCUCCAUGCUACGGAAGCAAAAGGGCCUCGUCUGGACUGGCCGGUUUGUCUUCCCUUUAACCCGCGCCGCGGAAGUAGCGCAGGCCGCGAAGGAGGCCAUGGAUGACCCGACGUAUGCCACGGUCGGCAUGUUGAUGGUCAUGGCGCCUCCGCCUGCACGAACCCCGAUUGUGAUGGUGAAUGUUCAGCUUCUGGGGGAUGAGGACCCCGAGACCGUGUUCAAGGCUCUAUACGACCUCUCCCCGAUUAGCACAGUGGGCGCGGACGUCCCGUAUGAGAAUAUUAGCGAUGCGAACGAUUUCCUCAGCGCACACGGGGACUUCAAGCGCUUUGGGCAGGUGGGACUGCACGAGUUCGACACGGGCAAGUUCCUGGCCACCGUCGAGAUCUGGAAACGCCUUCAAGAGCAAUGCCUCGAUGCGGCGAACACGAGCUUCAACUUCAUGUGGCACUCGAGGCAGAUGAGGGCUGCGGAGUGGGAGUCUGCGGUCUCGGUGUACGAUGUGCGAUUUUGGCAGACAAAUAUCAUGUGGCACACUGACCCCGCGAACCGCGAGAUGGUGGACGGAUUCAACGAGGAAUGCCUGGCCCUGCUGCGUGGUCCGGAUGAAUCGCAGUACGUGGAUUUCGCCAACGGGACCCGGUCUGGUCCAAUCCAGUAUCGGUACCGGGGGGAAGCGCGCCUGGCGAAGCUGCGAGAGCUGAAGAAGCAGUGGGACCCGGAGGGGGUCUUUACAAAGCAGUUAUUGGACUGA